Molecule: messenger RNA, 1872 nt
Organism: Ceratosolen solmsi marchali
Lineage: Eukaryota; Metazoa; Arthropoda; Insecta; Hymenoptera; Agaonidae
Product: X-ray repair cross-complementing protein 6
Exons: 9
Biological process (GO): double-strand break repair via nonhomologous end joining; telomere maintenance
Cellular component (GO): Ku70:Ku80 complex; nucleus
Molecular function (GO): telomeric repeat DNA binding; damaged DNA binding; double-stranded DNA binding
Source: RefSeq, a predicted model, not a curated record
AUGUCGUUUCAUUUCUUACAUAAUAAUGAAUUUAACGAUUUCGAUUUGGAAAAAGAAAAUGAAUAUCUUAUUCAAGAAUCAAUAAUAUUUCUUGUUGAUGGAGCUCAACAAAUGUUUACAGAUAAUUUCUUCGAACAAUGUCUAGAUGCAUAUCAAACCAUAGUAAGGCAAAAAUGUUCUCAAAAUAAAAAAGAUAAAUUAGGUUUUUUUAUUUAUGGAACGAUUGAAACUAAUUGUGAUAUCGAUAAUGUAAUGAUAUUGCAAAAGUUUGAUACUGUUACAAUAGAUACAUUGAAAAAUGUUAAAAGUAUAAUAAAAAAUUACGAUAAAUAUAAAGAGUUAUCAGCAACAAAAUAUUCUUUGUAUGAUAUUUUUUCGUAUGUUUUUCAACAAUUACAUACUUUUAAAACAAGUAUAAAAACUCGAUACAUUAUUGUACUUUGUACAUGUGACGAUAAACCUUGUAAUGAAUUUGAACGACGUCGAAUAGAGCAUUUAGUUUCAACAUUCAAGGAUACUCAAACUGAAUUACGUGUUAUUGGAUUCUCAAAUUCAUGGAACGAUGAAAUGUAUUAUAAAGAUUUACAAAUAAUAUCUGGAACUUUUACUAGUGAUGAUUACAAAAGAUUCUAUUUGAAUGAUUUUAAAGGACAUAUUUUAAAUCCUUCCAAAAGUAUUACUACGUUAUCUUGGAAAAUUAGUAGUGAUAUUUGCAUGGAUGUUUCUAUUUAUAAUUUGAUUUCGACACCAAAAUAUCCUUCUAAAAUAAAAUUAGAAAAAGAAGAAAAUGUAGUUUUAGAAGCGCGUCAUGUUUUAUAUAAACAAAAUACAGAAGACAGCCAAUCACAAAGUUUAUCAGUAAAUUAAUGUUAUAGUUAGAAUUAUAUUGAGCAAGGAAUAGAAAGGACACAAAAAAAAAUAAUAUCAAGUGAUAAUAUUAUGUAUUAUAAAAUGUAUAAUGGCGUAAAAAUAUGUUUCAGUUCUUCCGAAUGUAAAAAAAUAAAACAUUUAGGCUUAGAACCAGGCAUUGAAAUAUUAGCAUUUAAACCUGUAAUGUGCGAUCCAUUAUAUCACGUUACUUCACCUUAUUUUGUUACGUAUACUAAAUAUAGCAAUCAUGAGCGUAAAAUUUUCUUCAAAUCUUUUGUUAGUAGGUGUGUUAGUAAGAAAGUUAUGGCAAUCUGCAAAGUUGUUACAAAAUAUACAGUUCUAAUAUGCCAGAUGAUUCCUAGUGAGGAUGAUGGUGGAUUCUACAUGUAUAAAAUUCCUUUCGAGGAUAGUGUCAGAAAUUUGAAUAAUCAGUUACACAAAUAUGUAUAUAAUUCUGAAAAUAAAUGCCCAAUAAAUAAUGAAGCGGUCGAAGUCUUUAAAAAGCUAAUGGAUCAAUCGAAGGUCAAUUUUGAUCCCAAAUCAUUUACAAAUCAGAAAUUAGAAAAAUGUAUUGCUCAUAUUGAAGCAUUGGCUCUAGAUGAAAAAUUAGGUGAUCUACCACCAGAUAGCACUCUUCCUCCACCAUUAAGCGUUGAUGCAGAAAUUUUGAAGGAUACACUAAUUAAUAUAUUAAAUUUAAAUAAUAUUUCUGUCUCAUCAAUGAAGCGAAACAAAUUACAAGUACAUGGUGAUGAAAAAAGGUUAAAAUUAAGUGUCGAAGAUGUGGCUAAUAAUAAAAAGCUUCAUACAUUGACAGUUGUACAAUUAAAAGAAUUUCUUCGAAGUAUUAGUCAAGUAACGUCAGGAAGCAAGUCCAUUCUUAUUGAAAGAAUUUAUAAUUAUUUACAAUUAGAAGCACCUUAAACGAUACCAAGUUGAAACAAAUUUAUUAUUUUUAAAUUAUAUUAAAAAUUUACAAUUAAACGUAUUUUUAUAAUUAAA